AUGAAAUAUCGCUCGUGUGUAACGGCCCUAACACCAGAAAAUACAAUACAGUUAGUAAAAGCAGCUUGUGCACUUCAUAACUGGAUCAGGAAAAAUGGAAAGAAUCCAAACUCAAUAUCUGUAGAUAUAGAAGAUACAGAAACUGGACGUCUUCUUAAUGGCUCAUGGAGGAAUGAUACGAGUAUUACAGGUUUACAGCAUUUUGGAACAAUGUUGCAGCGAAAUUCUAAUACAGAAGCAAAAGAUAAAAGAAAUAGCUUGGCUGAUUAUUUUGUAGGAGAAGGAGCAGUAAAUUGGCAGAAUCGAAUGAUUUAA
Messenger RNA from Macrosiphum euphorbiae (potato aphid), 315 nucleotides. NCBI's taxonomy places the organism in Eukaryota, Metazoa, Arthropoda, Insecta, Hemiptera, Aphididae. The record is from the annotation of a GenBank genome assembly.